Molecule: messenger RNA, 2364 nt
Organism: Epinephelus fuscoguttatus (brown-marbled grouper)
Lineage: Eukaryota; Metazoa; Chordata; Actinopteri; Perciformes; Serranidae
Gene: tspan33b
Product: tetraspanin 33b
Exons: 9
Coding region: 1335-2075 (246 amino acids)
Cellular component (GO): membrane
Source: RefSeq, a predicted model, not a curated record
CUCACAGCAAGAGGGUUGCCGGUUCGAUCCCAGGCGUGGGAGCCCUUCUGUGUGGAGUUUGCAUGUUCUCCCCGUGUCAGCGUGGGUUCUCUCCGGGCACUCUGGCUUCCUCCCACAGUCCAAAGACAUGCAGAUUGGGGACUAGGUUAAUUGGUGCCUCUAAAUUGUCCGUAGGUGUGAAUGUGAGCGUGAAUGGUUGUUUGUCUCUAUGUGUCAGCCCUGCGAUAGUCUGGCGACCUGUCCAGGGUGUACCCUGCCUCUCGCCCGAUGUCAGCUGGGAUAGGCUCCAGCCCCCCCGCGACCCUCAAGAGGAUGAAGCGGUUAGAAGAUGAAUGAAUGAAUAUUGGAUGUGUACUUGAGUUUUUAGUUUGGACCAUGUCCCAUGCACUACCAGAGGAUGGGCAGGGCUUAUUACUGAUACUGCAGCCAGCCACCAGGGGGCAAUCAAGAUGUCUCACUUUUAGGGAGCUUUGAUUGGUCUGUUUGAUAAAGAUGAAGCUACAGCUAGCAGCCUAGUCUCGCUCACCAGACCUUUCUCAAGAAAAGAAAGGUCUUGCUGCGCCGACUCUCACUUUAAGAUUGGAGGAAAAAACGCCCCGGCUGCUUGUAUUUCUUUCAACCAAUCACAACCGUUCUGGGCGGUGCCACAGCAAUGGGGCGCUUGCAAAAAUAUUGCCGGGGGAAAACAGGUUUUGGUGUAACACGCCCACAAAAAUAUCGCCUACAGGACGCGAACCAUGGCAGAAAAAUGGCUACAUCCCCGCAAGAUCAAACACCGCAAAAGUUAGUAAAGGACGUGUUGAAAACGGUUGAAAACUGCUACACAACCAGAGGUAGUAGGGCGGGACUUCAGCGGGUGGCUCGUUCCGCCCAAUGAGAGGCUGAUAUAUGCAGCGAACUUCCGCCCACUCAGACUACUAGCAGCCAGUUUUUAUGCUAAGUGAAGCAAACCACCCGCUGACAGCAUGGAUAUAAAGAGAACUGGAUACGAAGUUGGAGGCGAGACCCCCCUUCAUGAAAGUUGCUCUGUGAUGCUUGAAGCCAAAAACAUUCAACUGACCCUUAUAAAAUAACACAAAAGAUUCUGCAUUGUUGGGCUCACAGACUGGAAAAAUAAUGGACGUAGCUACCGUGACAUCACCCACUGGUUUGUGGACUGCCUUUCUGAAGCCUCGCGUUUGGCAUUUUGACCGCCGUCAUCUUGGUUUUUGGAGCCAGAAGUGACCAUAUUUGGGCAAGAGGCUGGCGCUGUGGAGGAGCAAGGGGUGGAUCUGACUGAGACUGAGGACACUAUUGUUAGACAGCCUGUCACUCUAGCUGCCUCGCCCUUAAAUAUGGGCCUUACUAACAUUAAACAGGUUUUCUCCUUGUUGAUUGUAGCCAUCGGGGUGUACGCUAAAGUCCAGAAGGCUACAGACACGGUGCGGGACACGUUCCUGAUCGACCCGGCUGUCAUCCUAAUUGUGGUGGGGGUGGUCAUGUUCUUCAUCACUUUCUGUGGCUGCAUCGGAGCCCUUCGAGAGAACAUUCGCCUCCUCAAGACAUUCUCCUUCAGCCUGACAUUGGUCUUCCUCACCCAGCUGGCCAUAGCAAUCCUGGGCUUCUUCUACUCCGAUCAGACUCGGGACGCUUUGGGAAAGUUUGUGAAGAAAGCCAUCGUGCACUACAGGGAUGACCUGGAUCUGCAGAACCUGAUGGAUUACAUCCAGAAAGAGUUCAAAUGUUGUGGGUGGAACAACUACACAGACUGGUCCUGGAACCUGUACUUUAAUUGCACACAUGAGAACCCCAGCUCCGAGCGCUGUGCCGUGCCUUACUCCUGCUGCACUCCUGUUCCUGGAGAGACAGUGAUCAACACUAUGUGCGGUUUUGGGGUUCAAACCCAGAACUACCUAGAGGCAAACAAGUCGAUCUACCCGGUAGGCUGUGCGGACAAAGCAGUGAUGUGGAUCGAGUCUCAUCUGUUGCUGGUGGGCGCUCUCGCACUGGGUCUGGCCUUGCCGCAGAUUGCAGGCAUCGUGCUGUCCCAGAUCCUGAUCUCUCAGAUCCAAGAUGAGAUUACCUCAGUGUUGUGAGAGCGGGCCAACGCAGGAGGAGAGGAGGAAAGAAAAGAACUUACAGUGCUCCAUUUGGCUCGUCUGACAUGUGCAAGGACAUCUUUUUUUUUACCGCAACUGUAUCACUGCGACAUUUGAGUACAUAUUCUUCCUGUGCUGCUGCUAACAGGCAUCAAACUGUGGUACACACGGAGUCAUCACAUGCAAAAUGCAAAGUGUAUAUUUAUUGGUUUUGAACAUGGUUUUUGUAUUGAUUAUUGACAUGAGGAUUUUAUUUCUGAAAAGUAUUUAUAUUUAAAUGUGAAGU